Molecule: messenger RNA, 3099 nt
Organism: Pieris napi
Lineage: Eukaryota; Metazoa; Arthropoda; Insecta; Lepidoptera; Pieridae
Product: neprilysin-4-like
Exons: 17
Coding region: 191-2437 (748 amino acids)
Biological process (GO): protein processing
Cellular component (GO): plasma membrane
Molecular function (GO): metalloendopeptidase activity
Source: RefSeq, a predicted model, not a curated record
ACCACCGCGACCGCUGAAACGCAGCCAUUGUCGCUUCGCUACAGAGUACGCAUGCGCGGCUGUUGACGUUGCCGCCAAAACUCCGGAGUUACGAUAAAAAAGUUUAUGAAAGAAAUUAAAACAAAAUUCCGUGAAUACAUCUGAUUUCUUUGUUAUAUUUAAGCUUAAGUGUGAUUUUAUAUUGAGGAAGAUGAAAUAUAAGGUGAAGGACGCCGAUAGUGAGAGUCAUCGCCGGUCAGACUCCGGCCUUGAAGAGAAACUAGAAAGAACAGUUCGCUGCUCAUCGGUGCUGAUCAUAGCUUUAGGGCUGUGCCUUAUCGCAUUAGGCUUGUAUACUACAGUGUUGGUUAUCACCGAGUAUACAAGCCCGAAACCCUGUCUUAGCGAAGUCUGUGUUGGUACUGCAUCAAGAGUUUUAUCAGCACUCAACAGAGAUGUGGAACCAUGCACAGAUUUCUACGAAUUCGCAUGUGGGGGUUGGAUUAAGAAGAAUCCAGUCCCAGAAUGGGCGACUUCCUGGGACCAACUGGCGAAGCUUCGGGAACAGCUGACUUCGGACCUGAGAGAAGUGCUGGAGGCUGGUGAUAGAGAGGAUCUACCUAAGAGUGUGCUUAAAGCAAAGGCAUUGUACAGGACUUGUAUUGAUACUGACAAAAUGGAAGCAGAAGGUAUCAAACCUAUCCAAGCACUGUUAACUAGUCUCGGUCUGCCACCGCGGCCUCCCAGCACCGUCAGCACCAACUUCACCUGGGAAGACGUGUCAGCUAAAGUGAGACGACGGCUGGGACUUAACGUGCUGAUCAGCGUACAGGUGGCAGAAGAUGUGAGGAACACUAGCAGGAACCGCGUUGUGAUUGAGCAAGUGACCCCUGGCUUCAGCGAACGCUACCUCCUCCAGCCUGAGCAAUUCGGGCAGGAGUUGGAACAAUACCGCAAGUACAUCAAAGAGAUGAUCACCAUCGUAGAUCCUGAUACUGAUGCAGAGAAGUUCGCUAAUGAAAUCAUUGAGACCAGCCAGAGUCUAGCGAGGAUAAUGACCCCAAUGGAAGUCCGCCGUAGUGGUACACACCUGUUCCACGAUGUUAGCGUGUCUCAGUUCGUGCAGGGAACUGGAGCUGGUCCCGCAGAGUGGAGUGAGCACGACUGGGACAAGUACCUGAAGCUGGUUUUCAGCAACACAUCAGUGGAACUUCAACCUCAUGAGGACCGCCUAAUCGUCAUGGACUUGCCCUAUCUUCAGAAACUGGCGACUCUGCUCUCAACCACUGAACCGGUGCUUAUCGAGCGUUUCAUAUGGUGGAGCGUAUUCUCGACUGUUUCGCCAAUGACACUGACCUCAUUCCGUGAGCUCGGUUUCGAGUUCAGUCGUGCAGUAUACGGGCUUCGAGCGCGUGCUCCAAGAUGGAAGACCUGUACCGCCAACGUUAACGCCAACUUUGGUCUUGCACUGUCAUACCUCUACGUCAACCAGCACUUUGAUAAUGCCUCACGGAUUAAGGCGAUAGAAAUGGUAGAAGACGUACGAGAGGCGUUCGGGCAAACGGUCCGCCAUCUUGAAUGGAUGGACGGAAGUACGCGAGAUCGUACGUUGCGCAAAUUACGUGCGAUAAGGAACUUUGUGGGAUUCCCCGCUUGGCUAUUAGAAAAAGCUAAGCUGGACAGGCAUUAUGAGAAGGCAGAAGUAAUCGAAGGUAACCUUUUCGAAACAUUCUUGAAGCUAACUAACGCGGCUGUCGAGAAGUCCUUCAAAUCACUUAGGGAGAAACCGGAUCGAAACAGAUGGGUAGCAACAGCUACUACGGUUAACGCGUUCUAUUCAGCAACUCUCAACUCAGUCACGUUCCCAGCUGGUAUCCUGCAACCGCCAUUUUAUGGAAAUGGAAUUGAAGCAAUAAAUUACGGCUCGAUCGGCGCCAUAAUGGGCCAUGAAGUUACCCACGGAUUUGACGACCAAGGUCGUCGUUAUGAUGAAGAAGGAAAUCUGCGUCAAUGGUGGUCCGCAGCAACGCUGGAACAUUACCACGGGAAAGUGCAGUGUAUUAUCGAACAAUACUCGAAAUACCAUAUGCAGCAGUUGCCCAACUAUACGGUCCAUGGAUUCAAUACACAAGGCGAGAACAUAGCAGAUAAUGGCGGGAUACGUGCAGCGUUAGACGCUUACUCACUAUACGCGAAACGACACCCAGUCGCAGAUCGUAUGAGACUACCCGCACUACCGCAGUAUACGCCGCGACAACUGUUCUUUUUAGGCUUUGCUCAGGUUUGGUGCGGCAACUCAACAGUGGGUGCAUUAAAAUCCAAAAUGGUGGAAGGUGUGCAUAGUCCCAAUAAAAUUCGGGUUAUAGGAACUCUCAGUAACUCCAAAGAGUUUGCAGAAGCCUGGCAAUGUCCUUCAGGAUCACCUAUGAACCCACAACACAAGUGUGUUCUGUGGUAGUGAGUACUUAAAUUAGUGAGGGUAGUAACCAAGUUACAUGGACAUAUUGCUGUUACCGAUUGUGUGUAAUAAUUAAAAUUACCAAUAUGGUUUUAACUGUAAAUUUAAUGUCUAUCCAUAGAUUUGACAUACAUUUUUAAAUUGGGUAGAGAAUUUGAUUGCUAUAAAAAAUUGUUUACAUGACUGCAAAUAUACUCUAAUUGGACAAAAGCAUGAUCAUUGCUGUGCAAUGAUAACAGCUUUUAAGUUUUUAGACACUAAGUAAUAUGACAAAGUUACCGUAUUUGUGAAUUAGACUUUACUGUUAGAUUUAAGUAUAUUGAUGAAAAGCUGUGAAAUUUCACCCAUAAAAAUAUUUUGAUUUGAGUAACCUUAGCACAAAAUGUUUCCAAGUAAUAUUAAGUCUGAUGUUGUAGUUGAUAUAUAGCAACAAUUAAAUUUUUUAAAUACAUGGUCACUUACAGAAUAAUUGCAUUAACAAUUUAAUUGCACAUGUUGCGCUAAGGGUGGUAAAUCUUUAAUUAGAAUAAGAAUUAGACAAUUAUUUUGUAAAUAAUGUCAGUGAGAAUUUAGGAUAUAAUUAUGAUAUUAAUUACUCUUGAGAUUAUUGUAAUAAGAGAAUAAAGAAAUUUAAAUAUUUAUUACUACAGAUUUCCAACAAA